Molecule: messenger RNA, 513 nt
Organism: Hippoglossus stenolepis (Pacific halibut)
Lineage: Eukaryota; Metazoa; Chordata; Actinopteri; Pleuronectiformes; Pleuronectidae
Product: lymphocyte antigen 6B-like
Exons: 3
Coding region: 79-390 (103 amino acids)
Source: RefSeq, a predicted model, not a curated record
GGCGGGGAUUGAAAAGUUGAGCUCUAAGAAAAAAGGUUCUCUUUCCACUUCUCUAAAAAACUCUUCCUCUCUACAUUCAUGAUGCAGCUGUGUGGAGCUCUGGUUCUGUUUGCGACUCUAUCCACAGCAUGUGGUCUGAGAUGCUACACCUGCACAGCCAGCGAGCCUAAAUCCUGCACAGACACCAAAUCUUGUUCCGUCAUCUUCAACCGCUGUUUCUCUCUCAAAGUAGAAGGAUACAACAUCGUUACCAAGGGCUGUCAAACCAGUAUGGUAUGUGGAGGUGCCAUGGAUUGCUGUGAGGGGAACUUGUGUAACAGCGCCGCACUGACUGGUCCCAGCGUCAUUCUCCUGCUGGUGUCCUCCACCAUCAUCACGCUGUUGCUCUGAAGCUCCAGCUGAGAAUAUGUUGUGGUUUCUAUGCUGCUCUUUUUCUCACUCAGUGUAAAACUACUUUCGAGUUCCCUGUACAAAGAGGUUUUGGAUCAGGACAAACACAAUAUUCCUCAGGAU